This is a messenger RNA of Trichomonas vaginalis G3, 606 nucleotides long. RefSeq names its product protein of unknown function, DUF3228. The record is from RefSeq and is a predicted model, not a curated record. Lineage: Eukaryota; Parabasalia; Trichomonadida; Trichomonadidae. The coding region runs from base 1 to 606 and encodes 201 amino acids. The transcript has a single exon.
AUGUCGAUUGUAUUAGACGAAUUUUGUUAUAGACACUGGGAUAAUCCAAAGUAUCACGGUGCUCGUAUUACAACCAUGACAAAGGAUGAAUUUAUUGAACAUGUUCGUAAAUAUAUCGCUGAGAACGGUGGAUUUGACAAAUGCUCUGUCGAAGGAUAUGCACCAUUCUGCAGACACAUAUUUAUUCCAAAUCCAACUGAUGCUUGCGUUGAUGCUGUUAAAAUUACUCCAGAAAUCGAACCCCUUAUUAAAAGUGGUUAUUGUGCACGUCGUGAUGAUGAAUUACCAGUAUUAUGUCGUUGGGUAUGCGCUCAGGAUAUUCCUGGUGGCAUUCCAAAGGCCAAUGUUCUUGAUUUAAUUUUUUAUAAUCAUGAACAGCUUGUUGCAGAGGCCAAAGAUAUGAAUCUCCAAUUACAGCCUGGAGACUGGGACUGGGGACUUAUCUCUAUUAAAGGCCAGGAUAAACCAGGAGAAAUUCCAAUGCAGCCUAUCACUGCAAUGAGAAAUGCACUUGGAAGACAAUAUGGUGGAUCUUCUGUACCAAUCGAUGAGGCCAAAUACCGUGCUUCCGCAGAAUAUUGGAACAAAUACGUUUCUGUUCAAUAA